GAAACAAUUACAGGGGCAUGUUUUAGAUUCUCCGAAAUUAGAGGGGAAAUCAUGCAAAAAGAUAGAAGUUAGCGCCUUUUUUUUUUCCUUCUCCAACCCAACGAAACGAAACAACGCGAAGACCAAAAACAAAUCCAGCUUUCGCUUGCUCGCGCGCUCCCCGUUCCCUGAAGCGAUGAGUCUCUUCGGUCUAGGCAGCAGAAAUCAAAGGACUUUCCGCCCAAAGAAGACUGGACCGACAGGGAGUAAGGGGGCUCAACUCAGAAAGCAUAUUGAUGCCACACUUGGUAGUGGAAACUUGAGGGAAGCAGUUAGACUUCCAACUGGGGAGGAUUUGAAUGAAUGGCUGGCUGUUAACACUGUGGAUUUCUUCAACCAGGUGAAUUUGCUAUAUGGUACCCUCACAGAGUUCUGUACUCCUGAGAAUUGUCCUACAAUGACUGCAGGACCCAAGUACGAGUACAGGUGGGCUGAUGGUGUACAAAUCAAAAAGCCUAUUGAAGUGUCUGCUCCAAGAUAUGUUGAAUAUUUAAUGGAUUGGAUUGAAUCUCAGCUUGACGACGAAUCAAUAUUUCCUCAAAAGCUUGGUACACCAUUUCCUCCCAACUUUAAGGAGGUCGUAAAAACGAUAUUCAAAAGGUUGUUCCGUGUAUAUGCCCACAUUUAUCACUCUCACUUCCAGAAAAUUGUGAGCCUUAAGGAGGAAGCACAUUUAAAUACAUGCUUCAAGCAUUUCAUACUCUUUACCUGCGAAUUUGGUUUAAUUGACAAAAAGGAGCUGGCUCCACUUCAGGAGCUGAUUGAAUCGAUUAUUGUUCCUUACUGAACAGGGUUUGCUUUGCAUAACUGGGGGAAGAUCCUAUUCUAGGGACAGCUAAUUAAUAAAAUAAUCAAUUGCUUUCUGCAUUUUACUGUAAUGUCUGUGUAUGUGGCGUUGUUGUUGUGUGUAAAUGUUUCUGUAUUUGGAUAUUUUAAGGUUGUGGAUGCUUUGAUGCUUCUGCUGUUCCCAUGGGCCAAGCUGAUUAAAGAAAACCAGCUUCUUGAUUCAAAGGGAAAUGAAGUUGAAGGCUUGCUAGUUUAAUGUCUCACAUGAGAUUGCUUUUCAGUAGAGGUAAACUGUUUGGGGUGGUAAAAAUGUUGCCUUUCCAUCUUUGAACUACAUUUUAAAAUUUUUACUAUAUGUAUUUAUAUGUUCAGAGCAUGGAGUAAAAUUUCUCUCAUGUUAGCAUAUUCCCAUCUAACGUCUUCAUACAUUGAUAUGAUGCCGUGGAAAUGUCGAAAAUGUCAAAAACUGCAAAAGGAUGUCGUUGAGAUAUCGAUUGCCGAUUGGAGGCUUACUUUUAGUUGAUUUGUAUGACUCUUGUGAUUUUAGAGGUCUGUUUGGUGACAUUCUUA
Momordica charantia (bitter melon) is the source of this 1395-nucleotide messenger RNA. RefSeq names its product Mob1/phocein family protein (gene MOB1-LIKE). The record is from RefSeq and is a predicted model, not a curated record. Lineage: Eukaryota; Viridiplantae; Streptophyta; Magnoliopsida; Cucurbitales; Cucurbitaceae.